AUGCAUCAAUUUCAAAUUGCUUACACGUCGGUGAUGCUUUUGGUUGUCAUCAUUACUAAUUAUGCCUUGUUUAGUCCAAAUUGGCGAAAUCUCGCAUUAUCUGAUAGUUAUGAAUCAUCAGCAAAGGACAGAAUAAAAGGAAACAUAGCGAUGAAUGAUACGAUGUCAAAUGAAACGAAGUUAGUCAUACCUCGACAGAUGGGUGUCUUGAGAAAUCGUUGUUCAUAUAACGAUGAUAUGAAUGAUCAAUUUGCGGAUGAUAUGACAAUGUUUGCUGAAAAUGAUAUGAAUUCCAUUAUUUAUAACACAUUUGAGCAGCUGGAUAAUUCAGAUCAUUUCUGUUCCCUGUGGUCUUCGGAGAAACCAAUAUCGGAUACUAUCGUUAUGGUUUUACUUAUCGGUACAAGCCUCCUUGACUUUGUGGCUUUAAUAACAACGUUGAUUGAUUACGACAUUCAAUAUAUAUUCAAGAUGUCAUUUGUCAGCUUUUUAUUCCAACUUAAUCUUAUUCCAACAAUUCUUUUGACCACUGUUGUUGUCUUAUAUGCCUAUUGCAAUAAACAAGCCGUCGAUGCUGCAAAUCAUAUCGUGAGGCAAUUAGCAAGCAGCCCAAUAUCAACCAGAAGUGCGGGGGACAUAGACGUGAGUGUCGGAAGUGGCUUCUACGUCGGUUGUGUCGCUCUAAUGAUCCAUUGGCUUCUUAAUUUCGGUACUGCCAUCUAUUGGCAGUGGCCACGAAUUUCUCGUCUCACUUCAAUCUUCUAA
Molecule: messenger RNA, 765 nt
Organism: Acanthocheilonema viteae
Lineage: Eukaryota; Metazoa; Nematoda; Chromadorea; Rhabditida; Onchocercidae
Source: the annotation of a GenBank genome assembly